Messenger RNA from Gadus morhua (Atlantic cod), 3998 nucleotides. It is a transcript of the gene klhl4, whose product is annotated as kelch-like family member 4. Lineage: Eukaryota; Metazoa; Chordata; Actinopteri; Gadiformes; Gadidae. The transcript is spliced from 12 exons. Gene Ontology annotation, molecular function: protein binding. Bases 211 to 2463 code for a protein of 750 amino acids. The record is from RefSeq and is a predicted model, not a curated record.
AGAGGAAAAAUACUCAGCUUCCUCUCUUGAGAGGCAAAUAUAUUUGAAUUUGAACGGGGACAUUGGACACAAAAAAUGAUCCUCUGGAGUUGGGAUGUCACAGUGUUCAGUGAGGAUCUUGUUUAGCUAUCUUUGUUCAAGGACUACCUUCGAUUUGGAAGAUCAGCGGAAGCCUCAGGAGGAGCCCUUUUGUGUCUGUUUCCAAGGAGGAUGUCGGGGAAGAAGGACUUUGACGUGAAGCAGAUCCUGCGGCUUCGCUGGCGCUGGUUCAGCCACUCCUCCCAGAGCUCGGCCGGCGGAGGCGGCGGUGGCAGCGGCGGCGGCGGCUACCUCCAGCAGGAUGGCCUGGAGCACAGCGGCCGGGGGACACCUGGGCAGGGCCGGCUGAAGAGUCAUUCCCGGGACAGAGGAGGAGGAGGAGGAGGAGGAGGAGGAGGAGGAGGAGGAGGAGGAGGAGGGCUCCGGAAGGGCAGCAGCCCUGUCCACAGCAUCCUGGCGCCCACGCAGGGGGGGCCCACAGCGGUCUGCGCCCGUGCGGGACAUCAGUCAUCGCCACGGCACCACCAGCACCACAACACAAUCCAGAGCCUGCAGCUUAGCGAGAACAGCCCCAAGGGGGGUCCCACGGCCGGGGUUUCAGGGAAGGAGGAGGGCGGCGGUGGAGGCGGCGGGCAGGAGGGGGUGAAGGGCAGCAAGGACCAGGCCAGAGACGCUGAAGCCAGAGAAAGGUUGGCUCUCAGCACCUCCUCCAGGAUGACCUCCAACGGCUCAGAGGAGUUCUUCCAGGCCACCAAUCACGCAGAGCUCACCUUCCGCAAGAUGGAGACCUACCUCCAGCACAAACAGCUCUGCGAUGUCCUCCUGAUCGCAGGAGAUCACAGGAUACCGGCGCACAGACUGGUCCUCAGCUCGGUGUCGGACUACUUCGCCGCCAUGUUCACCAACGACGUGCUGGAGGCCAAACAGGAGGAGAUCAAGAUGGAGGGUGUGGAUCCGGAGGCGCUCCGCUCCCUGGUUCAUUUCGCCUACACUGGUGUACUGGAGCUGAAGGAGGAGACCAUCGAGAGCCUGCUGGCGGCUGCGUGCCUGCUGCAGCUCUCGCAGGUCAUCCAGGUGUGCUGCGGCUUCCUGAUGAAGCAGCUGCACCCGUCCAACUGCCUGGGCAUCCGCUCCUUCGCAGACGCCCAGGGCUGCCUGGACCUGCUGAACGUGGCCCACUGCUACACCACGGAACACUUUCUGGAGGUCAUCCAGAACCAGGAGUUCCUGUUGCUCCCCACAGCGGAGAUCGUCAAACUGCUGUCCAGCGAUGACAUAAACGUCCCAGAUGAAGAGACCAUCUUCCAGGCCCUGAUGAUGUGGGUGCGCUACGAUGUCCAGAGUCGACAGCAGGACCUGGGGCUGCUGCUGGCCUUCAUCCGUCUGCCUCUGCUGCCCCCUCAGCUCCUGGCAGAUCUGGAGAACAACAAGAUGUUCUCAGAUGACCUGGAGUGCCAGAAGCUGUUGAUGGAGGCCAUGAAGUACCACCUGCUGCCUGAGCGGCGGCCGAUGUUCCAGAGCCCACGCACAAAGCCCAGGAAGUCCACCGUGGGGGCGCUCUACGCCGUGGGGGGCAUGGACGCCUCCAAAGGCUCCACCACCAUAGAGAAGUACGACCUGCGCACCAACACGUGGAUCCAGGUGGGCAACAUGAAUGGCCGGCGGCUACAGUUCGGCGUGGCGGUGAUCGACAACAAGCUGUACGUGGUAGGGGGGCGGGACGGCUUGAAGACCUCCAACAUGGCCGAGUGCUACAACCCCGUCAGCAAGGUGUGGUCCACCAUGCCCCCCAUGUCCACACACCGCCACGGCCUGGGCAUCGCAGUGCUGGAGGGGCCCAUGUAUGCGGUGGGGGGCCACGAUGGCUGGAGCUACCUGAACACGGUGGAGCGCUGGGACCCCCAGGCCCGACAGUGGAACUACGUGGCCAGCAUGUCCACGCCCCGCAGCACCGUUGGGGUCACAGCGCUCAACGGGAAGCUGUUCGCCGUGGGCGGUCGUGACGGCAGCUCCUGCCUGCGCUCCAUGGAGUGCUUCGACCCGCACACCAACAAGUGGAGCAUGUGCGCUCCCAUGGCCAAGAGGAGGGGCGGGGUGGGCGUGGCCACCUACAACAGCUUCCUGUACGCCGUGGGAGGACACGACGCCCCCGCCUCCACCCACUGCUCCCGUCUGUCUGACUGCGUAGAGAGGUACGACCCCAAGACGGACGUGUGGACCACGGUGGCGUCACUCAGCGUGCCCCGUGAUGCGGUGGGCGUGGGGUUGCUGGGGGACCGGCUGUACGCGGUGGGGGGGUACGACGGGCAGUCCUACCUCGGCACCGUGGAGUCCUACGACGCACAGAACAAUGAGUGGGCUGAGGAGGUACCCCUCAACAUUGGCCGGGCGGGUGCCUGUGUGGUGGUGGUGAAGCUGCCCUGAGCGCUCUCUCUCGCUCUCGCUUUCUCUCGCUCUGUGCUGCUCUCCAUCACCCGGGAAACCAAACACAGAGGGGAAAGAAAGAAAGAAAGAACGUGGACAAAUGAGAAACCCACCCUGACUUUAGGUCCUCUUGAGAACCACAUGUUUUCCACAGACUUUUUUUGGGAAGGGGGAUGAGGAUGAUGAGGACACAUGGCGGCUCAUACCAGCCCUUGUUUCUAUCUUUGCCCACAGAGACUUUGUUUUUUUCUCUCCCCUCGAGAAGAUGGAAUGCACUGCACAUUCUUGACAUUUUCAACCGAUCAAGAAUUUUUUAAACGCUUUGGCUUUGCUUUAGGGAACUUGUGCCAAGCUUUUGUUGUGGUGUCCAUUUGUUGUUGGUUGAUUUCAUGUCGAGUAUGCAUUCCAACAAUGAUACAGAUUACAGUUGUUUUUUUUGGUGUAUGCAAAAAAAACAGGAGAGGUUACCUACAACCCAACAGUAGCAUAAUGUCCCUGCUCUGCCACCAGCAAUAUUUUAGGGUUAAAAAACAAACAAGAUCAUUGUUGCUUUUAAUAAAAAAAUAAAAAAACGAAAGUAUAAACUACCGCACAGAUUGUGUUUAACAGUUUAUUUCCUUAGUGGUUUUCUUCUAAAUAAGGAUUUCUCUGUUAAGGACAAUGUUUAUGAAGGAUCCACUGUGAAUGAAGAGGGCCAUAUGAGUUUAGCAAAUUCAACCUUGGUAUUGUUGAGAUAGUUUCCAGGAGAGGAGGAGGGCUUUUGCGAUGUUCAACUCUCUGCUGAAUAAUGGGCUAUUGGAUUCAUUGUUUUUUUUGCCUUAAUGUUGUUUUUAUUGAUCCUGUAGUGGAGGAACACCAAAGUCAAUUGCUUGUCAUUGAGGUCUUCUUUCACAUUAAAUGAGACGUUUACAAAAAUUGUAAAAAAAUAUUCUAGAACUAUAUCAUAUUGAUAUUUCACAUAACAGUGUACAGGCAUCUGACGACUUGCUAAAACUGCAUCUCUGUUCGCUAGACGUAUGCCUAAAAAACCAGCGCAGUCAGUGACUCAACCUUGUUCUUAAGCUUUGGGCAUGCUAGCCAAUCGAAUGUUUUCAUUUGAACUGUGCAAUGUUAAAGCUUUGUGUUUAAAAAUACAGACAAUUAUAUGCCCUGUUGCUUUUCAAAGCAUCCAAUGGCUUCUGGGUACUGUAGGAACCUCUAUUCCUCCUCAGCUACCUAUACAGGAGGCGCCAAAGCAAACAUGUAUUUUAAAAACAUUUUAAAGGUGAUUUUACACUUCAAUGCAGAACAAUAAGACAGCUUUUUCCAAUUUGGUUUAGUAGAGUUCAUGACACUGGUUGGAAUGUCUUUUUUUAAUUUGAUAAUAGUUUUUUGCAGUUCUUUAAGAUGAAUAUAAUAAAACCAAUCGUAAAGAAACUCUUUGUAACAAGAAUUCUAACAUGACUCUGAGGCCAAAUAUUGCUUUUAAUGUUUUUAUCAUCAUUUUGUACAGCAUGCAGAACUACCAAAUAAAUAACUUCAUUGUAUACAUUAUA